This is a messenger RNA of Drosophila bipectinata, 1088 nucleotides long. Lineage: Eukaryota; Metazoa; Arthropoda; Insecta; Diptera; Drosophilidae. The record is from RefSeq and is a predicted model, not a curated record.
UGUGAAACAAUUUAAAGCGUGCAGUGCAGCCGCACAAAUACAGCUUGGACGGACGAAGUGCACGCAGAUUAUAAACAAUGUUUUGGCAGUGCACUUCAUGGAAGACUUAUUGAUGGAUAUUGGAUCAUCGAAAUAUAGUUUGCUUCUGGAUGAGUCAACCGACAUCAGUGUGACGAAAUUGAUUGACUCCAUUAAAAAUACCCAGAGUUUGCGAUACCAGAUGGCUGUCAAUAGAACCUGCAGUAACUAGGAUUUCACAUCAGUGGUCGGAGCUCAAAUUGCACUUUGCCUUAGCUGCCAGUUCCGAAAAAUGCCACAAGGCAAAAAUUUUGCAUGAUUUAUAUAACGAUGAAACUAAUUUGUUGUAUUUAUUGUUUUUGCGACCGAUUUUAAAUGAUAUGCAAAAACUCAACAAAUUGUUUCAAAGUGAACGGCCGGAAUCUUCUAAGUUAUUAAAUGAGCUUAUGACAAGCAUUAAUUCACUAAAAGAAAAAAUCAUACCUCCGGAAAUAAACAUUGACAUCUUUAAAGAUGAUUUUACGCAUAUUACAGUACAAGACUUGUACUUGGGAUAUGCUUUUGAACGAAAGAUAAAAUCUUUGGAAUGCAAAGAGCAAGAACCGGAAAUAAGGCAGGUUUGCGUCAAUUUUGUGCAACGAUUAAUAAUGCAACUCCGUGAAAGACUUCCCGACAACUUCAAUAUUUUAAAGAAGGUGAAUAUAUUUGCAGUGGAUAAUAUAUUGCGACCCCACAAAAAUAUAUUGGAUUUUAUAAAUAUUUUUGAAUAUUUUAAAAUAACUGAUAUCGAUGAACUAAAAUCACAAUUGGACAAAAUUCACCUGAUAAGAUGGGAAAAAACAGAAGAAUCGAUGCAAUUUUGGGCAGAGGUGCUAGCGUAUAGAGACGCAGGAAACAACAACCCCUUUAAGGCGCUUGCAUUAUUUGCCAUCCAGUUGUUUUCCCUGCCAUGGUCCAAUGCAGAGGUGGAACGAGUGUUCAGCCAAAUGAACAUAGUGAAAUCAAAAUUGCGCAAUAAAAUGGCAUUAAAAAGCUUGAAUGCAAUAUUGAGCAUAAGCAUAUUUUUCUGA